AUGGCCGCGGCCGGACAGGACAAUGGACAAGACCUGUUUUGCCUCUCGAGGAUAGACCUGACUGUGGUGGCAUCCUCCUAUGUGAAGUGGGCAGAGAGCGGGAAGAAGGCUGACAAGCAGGACACGGUGAUAAAUGAGGUUGUGAAGCAGCUGGUAGAAAAGGAUGUGAGUCUGGUGGCCCGGCAUCCGUUCCUCAGAGAGGUGGUCUCCAGCACAUUUGAUGCCAUGCUGGCCUCAAAAAAGGGCCAAUGGUCUGGAUUUGACGUUGUUGACAAGCUCUACCAUGACAACAUCCAUAAGCAGCUUCCAAUGGUAUGGGCAAAGGUUUACCCAGAGAAGCCGGUUCCGGACACAUGGAAUAAGUACUUGCACAUCCAUUCGAUGGCCCAGAAGAUUGUCUGGGAUGGCCUCUCUCCCAUCCAGAAGGCAGAAUGCAGUGCACUUGCUGUGGUGUGGAACACUGUUUCUCCUCCAGCAAGUGUUCUAGAUAUAGAAUAUACACGCUGGUUCACUGCCAAGCUUGCCAAGUUUCUGGCAGGCAUACGUUGGGACUUUGGCAUCCAUGGUUCUUUCAUUUGGGGGCAUGUCCAUGCUGAUGGUGAACCAAGUUUUAGAUGCUCCGACACCAACUCUUCUGAGUUACACCUUUUGGCCUGGCUCAGGGAGAUGGGUGCUGACAAACGGUAUGAAGUCAUACAAUCAUUUGCCAAGUUUUACAGAGCCAACUACUGCCCUGAUAAGACCACCAAGGGAUCUGACAAGAACAAGGUGCCGGAAAUAACCAAGGAUGUGACUGGUUAUCCUAUUAUGCUGGAUGUUACUGGGCUGACCUCCAAGCCCUUGACAACUGUCUUUCGGGAGUUCCUAUUGGCAGUCCUCCACCUGGCAUUGCCAGUCUACCGGCACAAGACUGCGAAGGUUCCCUGGGGCCUUCUCUUGAAGAAAGAGAGGGAAGCAUUUACCGUUGAUUCACACUUUCCGGAGGGCGACUGGAUUGCUAUCUUUGAGCCAUCCAAGAUGGGAGAUGAUCAUAUUGCGGUCUUGUGCAAGUACUGGCAUACCAAGCAGCACACUGACAAGCCAUCUGGUGCAACCAUUCCGGAGGGCACUGAGGUCACUAUGGUUCCGGCGUCAACCAUACAAGAUGGAGAUGGGGAUGAUGACUUUUUCUCCUGCAUAACAAACCCACCGGUGCCUCACCCAUCUACGAGACACCGGAUUGGCUCUCCGGAGAAGGAGGAAGGUACUGGAUCAGAGCAUGUGGAUGAUGGAAUGGUGGCAGGCACUGAUGCCGACUUUGAUUUUGCACUGGAGCUUGACCUUGGUCUCAACUCUGAAAGUGAAGAUGGCCUGCCUGCACCUGAGGUCAUUGACAAAACACAGUCCAAUAAAUCUCAGGUGCCGGUGGUCAGCAUAUCAGUCUCUGAUACCAGCAUCCAACCUACUCAAGCACCAGCACCAGCACCAGCACCGGCACCGGCACCACCCCACAAGCCCAAGCCCAAGCCCACUCAAAAGCAAAAGGAGGAACACUCUGAUGAGCAGGCUCCUAGUAGCAGUGCAAGCAAGCAAAUCCGGAAGGCCAGCAAUGACACUGCAGGUGCCAAGGCUCAGAGAUGCCCAGAGCCGGAUUCAGACAUAGACACCGACUCUGGUAAGGACUCUGAUGUGGACUCUGGAAGUGAAGCACCAGAGCCUCCGGCCCACCCGCAGUGCAAACAACACUGGGCGGGUCACUCGUAG
Molecule: messenger RNA, 1743 nt
Organism: Coniophora puteana RWD-64-598 SS2
Lineage: Eukaryota; Fungi; Basidiomycota; Agaricomycetes; Boletales; Coniophoraceae
Exons: 10
Coding region: 1-1743 (580 amino acids)
Source: RefSeq, a predicted model, not a curated record